AUGUUCAGCACCAGCAACAGCGUAUCGAUCUCAGUAUCGGACGACGAGUCUAACGAUUUGAAUCGGAUCCGCACCCGAACCCGUAGAAAGCGGAAGAAACCGGGUCACCGGACCAGCUUCGAGCUUCCACGGUACAUUCUUAGGCUUUUCCUUAGGUACUGGAUCGUCCUGGUCUUUCUUCUCGCCGUCGGAUUGCUCGUCUUCGAAUCAACGAGGAUCGGGACGAAACCUGCGAAUUCGGAACUGAAAAAUCCAGAAUCGAGCCGAAAAGAGAGCCCAAGCAAGAAAAACGAAGGAAAUCUGAAUCGAUUGGAUCCCACAACAAAGGUCAUUGGUGGUGUUAGGCAACGUUGUUUGAAGCUUCUGCCUCCUGAGGAGCUUGAGAAUCUUGAUAUAUUAGAGCGUAAAGAUUCAAGCUCACCUGUUAAGAAACUUGUGUAUCUAACGGAUACAGAUACUUCUAUGGGGGAGAAGAAAGCUGUUCGUGGUAACGGGACGCGGUUUAAUUUAUUCACCGGAAACCAGACUUUUGCUGAGAGAGAGAAUAGUUUUCAGGUGAGUGAAACAGUUUCAGUGCAUUGUGGGUUUUUCAAUGAGAAUGGUGGGUUUAGGAUUUCGGAUGAGGAUAACAAGUUUAUGCAAACUUGUCAAGUAGUUGUAUCGACUUGUGCCUUUGGUGGUGGCGAUAACCUUUACGAACCUAUUGGAAUGUCUAAGGCAUCAACUCAAAAGGUUUGCUACGUUGCGUUUUGGGAUGAAGUUACACUCGCAGCACAGGAAGAAGAAGGUCACAAGAUUGGCGAGGAUGGAUACAUUGGGAAAUGGCGAAUCGUGAUCGUGAAGGAUCUGCCUUUUAUGGACCAAAGGCUUAAUGGAAAAAUCCCAAAGAUGUUGUCGCAUCGGCUUUUCCCAAAUGCCAAGUACUCGAUAUGGGUAGACUCCAAGUCGCAGUUUAGGAGAGACCCACUGGGUGUGUUAGAUGCUCUUCUUUGGCGAACAAACUCGGUGCUUGCGAUAUCAGAACAUGGAGCUCGAAGCAGCGUAUACGACGAGGCAAAAGCUGUCGUCAAGAAACACAAAGCUACACCAGAAGAAGUCCAAGUGCAGAUAAACCAAUACCGGACUGACAAAUUACCCGAAGAUAAAAGAUUCAACGGGAAAAAAGCUUUGUCUGAAGCUUCUGUGAUUGUGAGGGAACAGACUCCACUGACGAAUCUGUUCAUGUGCCUAUGGUUCAAUGAAGUGGUACGAUACACUUCGCGUGAUCAGUUGAGUUUCCCAUACGUUUUAUGGCGAUUGAAAGUUCUCAAGAACGUCAACAUGUUCCCUGUGUGUACACGUAAAGAUCUCGUUAAUAGCAUGGGCCAUGUACGCAAGGCUAAACCGUUAGUUAGUCUAUAA
Molecule: messenger RNA, 1401 nt
Organism: Microthlaspi erraticum
Lineage: Eukaryota; Viridiplantae; Streptophyta; Magnoliopsida; Brassicales; Brassicaceae
Source: the annotation of a GenBank genome assembly